GCGGCAGCGGGGCCGAAACGCGCUUGGGUCCCGGCAGGGAGCGGGGCCGAGCCGCCCGCGCACCCCUGCCCCGCUCCUUUCAUGGCUCAGGAGCCUCGGGGCUGCCUGGGUAGCAGACUCUGCCUUCUCUUGCGUUUUAUGUUUGCCUCCUUGUUGUUUUAUUUAGGUGCCGGUAUUUUGCUAUUUUUCAUUGUACCUGGUUGAUUACUGACAGAGUCCUCCCGAAAAUCUUGAUGUUCGCAGGUUGCAUAUGUCCUUUUGUUGAUUGUUCUGAGGUGAAAUGCGUUGGUCUUUCUGAUUUCACCAUGUGCUCCUUGUCACCCUUUUUGCUUUUUUCUCUAGGCUCUUCCUAAAUGCCUUUUUUAGGGAAUACAUCUGCCUGCAAGAUGCAGGCAUGCAGAUUUUUGCUGCUUUGUAACUUUCCUAGCUCAUCCUGCAUAUUUUUCCUCACAAUUCCGGUUUACUUUUCUGAUCACCACAGCUAGAACAGAGCUGAGGUCCUCAGACCUAAAUGUGAACGGGUUUUAGGCAGGGACUAGACUUGCUUUUUCUCAUGCAUGCCGCCCUCUCAAAUGCACAUUUGCAGUGAAGCCUUCCAGGUUCCAGCCUGUGAGGGCUAAAGAAGGCAAUAGGAGGAGGCACAGCCUUCUUGCAGAGGGGCGAGGAAUUACUGGGAGCUCAGGAUGUUGGAAAUGGAGUUCAGCUCAAGGUUUACUAUCAUGUGUUUUGCCUUAAGACCAAACCAGCAGUGCAGACUAAAAGAAAUUGGGAACAUAGGUACACAGUUUUUGUGAAUUACAAGCUUCCCUGUUUGGUGGGAAAGAGAAAUCACAGUUCAGGAGGAAAGUUGGACUUGUCAAUGUAGUAGUUCAUGACAAAACUUCUUUCUUCUCAGAGCGAGGGAAUCUAGUCCAGAGGAAAAGUUGUAGUAGUGGUUCAUUCUCUCUGUGCUUUCUGUCAUCCUGGUGUGUGCCGGGGACUGUCAGCUCGUCCUGUCUUAUCUCAGUCUGGCUGCAGAGUUGGGUAGAGGAUACCAAUUUCUGCUAGCUUUCUGCUUCACCUAGGCACCUCACAGCCAGCUUUCACUGGCACUCACAGGCUUUUUCUGGAAGGUUGUCUGCAGUUCACAGCUUUCUCCAUGAUAAAGAGGGUGCUCACACUGCUGGUACUCCUCCAUUCUGACAGUGAAGCUCUUGGUUUGGAAAUCUGUGGCACUGGUUGAAGUCUGUGUGCUUAUGCUACAGCCAGCCAGGCCUGGCCUGGCCCUUACCAGCUGCCACUGCUGGGCUGACCAAUCCCACCAACCUUCAGCAAAGCCUUAAGUUGGUAUUUUUAUCCUUCACUGAUCUUUUUCCAAACUGAUAGUGGUCAGUUUUUAAGUCCAUUUUUUAAAAUGGGUUAUUACUUUUUCUCCUUUCUAUUCAUUGGUACUGAACUCCUGUAUGUGAGAAGCUUGAAGAAUUCUGCAUUGUUGCAUGUUUUUUAACCUCAGUUUAUCCAUUUUGCUAAAAUUACUAUGCAUCUGUUGAGCCCAGCACACAACCCCAAUGUAUUCCCUCUCUUGGUUUGUGGAACAACUUUUAACUGAUGUCUUGCUGAGGGCUGAAUGGGAAGGGAAAAGGAGAGCAGAGAGCAGGGUUAGGAAGUGCUCAGGCAAGGUGCACCUUUGAGUUCAGACCAUGACUGUGACAACUGGAGAAUUCCAGCCUGCAACAGAGCUGUUGGGAAGACCUGCUUGCUGAUCAGUUACACCACAAAUGCCUUUCCUGGAGAAUACAUCCCCACCGUGUUUGAUAAUUACUCUGCCAAUGUGAUGGUAGAUGGAAAGCCAGUGAACCUGGGCCUGUGGGAUACAGCAGGGCAAGAAGACUAUGACCGACUGCGGCCUCUUUCCUAUCCACAGACGGAUGUUUUCUUGAUCUGCUUCUCCCUUGUGAGUCCGGCCUCCUUUGAGAAUGUCAGAGCUAAGUGGUACCCUGAGGUCCGACACCAUUGCCCAAAUACACCUAUUAUCCUGGUGGGCACCAAGCUGGACUUGAGGGAUGAUAAGGACACCAUUGAAAGGUUACGUGAUAAGAAACUGGCCCCCAUCACCUAUCCCCAAGGCUUGGCCAUGGCUCGGGAGAUCGGGUCGGUAAAGUACCUUGAAUGCUCUGCCCUGACACAGCGGGGCUUGAAGACGGUGUUUGAUGAAGCCAUCCGGGCUGUGCUCUGCCCACCGCCUGUGAAGAAGCCUGGCAAAAAGUGUACCAUGUUUUGAGGGCUGUGGCCUAGGUGUUGGCUCAGCAUGCUGUCAUCUUCUGACAGAUUGCAUAUUAAGCUGGGUGUUUCUGAAGGGGGCUGGGAUGUGUAGGGCCCUUCAUCAUGUACGAAGUCAGUGUUUUUUAAAUGUCUCUUUGAUUUAACGUCAGUGUUGAUGUGAAGGGGCAGUGGGGACAGGAGACCAGCUGGGGACUAUACAGCCCCCAGGGGAGGUACAGUGGGGAAGGCAAGGUAGCUCCUUCUGGCAACAAGCUGUUUUGGCUCUCCUGAACUCCAAGUGCAAAGGGCUGAGACAUCCAUCCUGUUCAGGAAACACCUAUUUUCAGCCUGCAGGUGAAACAGGUGGUGAACAUCCUGGUGGGAGUGGGGAGGGAGCUGAUUUCAAUAGUGCUGAAAGACAAGAAUAGCUGGGAGGGUGGUAGUCUCUCCUUAUCCAGCCUGCUGUGGCUAACAAUUAAAAAACUGAUGCUCUAGCAGAAUGUUCUUGAGACUGUUAAAGAAAUCAUAACCAGCCCUGGAAGGGGUCAAAGUAAAUGAGAAGCUGAAAAAUUAAUCAUUAGGUGCUUUAUUGGGUACUAGCCAAACUCUCUGAGUGAAACAGCUCUGUGCAAUCAAUGCAUUUGCCUUUUUGUGUGUGCACACCUUACAUGGUGCUGCUACCCCCCAUUAGUCUUUAGCAGGGCCUCCCCCCAAAAUCCAGUCUCUGCAGAGCAGGGCUGGGGUUGUUGCCUCUAUUUUUUUUUUUUUUUUCUACUAAAGACAACAAAGGAAGCAAUGAGGAGUCUGCUAACUUCUUUCCCUUCCCACUGAAAAUGCAGAGACUCUGGAUUUGGAUGGAACAGGGAGAGCUUCUGAAGGGUUGGGGGGGAACAGGGUUGGAAGAAAGGUCCAAUUUCUAAUCAUCAUGUAGAGUGACAAGAUAAAACCUUAUUUGGUGCAAUAAACAUUCUCCAUGAAGGUGUAUGUGA
Molecule: messenger RNA, 3230 nt
Organism: Oenanthe melanoleuca
Lineage: Eukaryota; Metazoa; Chordata; Aves; Passeriformes; Muscicapidae
Gene: RAC3
Product: Rac family small GTPase 3
Exons: 6
Coding region: 1814-2260 (148 amino acids)
Biological process (GO): motor neuron axon guidance; cortical cytoskeleton organization; actin filament organization
Cellular component (GO): cytoskeleton; cell cortex; cell projection
Molecular function (GO): protein kinase binding; GTPase activity; GTP binding
Source: RefSeq, a predicted model, not a curated record